AUGGCGGCCAAGGUGGUGUCGCCGUCCGUCGUGCUCGGGUGGAGGUGUUCGGCACCGAGGAGCGUCGACUCCCUGUCCGCGAUGGGGGCCUCCCAGUCCAAGCUUUCGGAGGCGAUGCGGCAGGUGAACGUUCCAAAGACCAGGAAGACCUACUGCAAGAACAAGGAGUGUGGGAAGCACACCCUUCACAAGGUCACUCAGUACAAGAAGGGUAAGGACAGCCUGUCUGCCCAGGGAAAGCGCCGCUAUGACAGGAAGCAGUCAGGAUAUGGUGGUCAGACCAAGCCUGUUUUCCACAAGAAGGCAAAAACUACCAAGAAGAUUGUGCUGAAGCUGCAGUGCCAGAGCUGCAAGCACUACUCCCAGCGUGCCAUCAAGAGGUGCAAGCACUUUGAGAUCGGUGGAGACAAGAAGGGCAAGGGAACAUCUCUCUUCUAAAUUGGUUUCACCUAUCUGGAGUUGUGGUGGUCGACAAUAUGUUUUACUAUUUCGGUGUUAGUAGUUUUAUUGAAACAGACCUUGUCAUGUAUGCAAACUCCAGUGUUCUGUUUUUAAGCAAGGCUCGACUUUUGGCUAAAUGAAGUUUUGUAGCUUGAAUCGUCUAUCAAUCUGCAUAAUGACCUGUUUUAAUCUGA
This is a messenger RNA of Lolium rigidum, 635 nucleotides long. Its product is annotated as 60S ribosomal protein L36a-like. Gene Ontology annotation, biological process: translation. Lineage: Eukaryota; Viridiplantae; Streptophyta; Magnoliopsida; Poales; Poaceae. Gene Ontology annotation, molecular function: structural constituent of ribosome. Bases 1 to 438 code for a protein of 145 amino acids. The transcript is spliced from 4 exons. Gene Ontology annotation, cellular component: cytosolic large ribosomal subunit; ribosome. The record is from RefSeq and is a predicted model, not a curated record.